Molecule: messenger RNA, 1256 nt
Organism: Eurytemora carolleeae
Lineage: Eukaryota; Metazoa; Arthropoda; Copepoda; Calanoida; Temoridae
Product: WD repeat-containing protein 89
Exons: 11
Coding region: 61-1245 (394 amino acids)
Molecular function (GO): protein binding
Source: RefSeq, a predicted model, not a curated record
GCGGGAGCUGACAGUUACAUCAAGUUGUGGACGUAAAUUUUUUUUAUUAUUUCAGAAAAAAUGUCGUUGGAGGACGUUGAUCUAGAGUCUCUACUCGACAAAGACGACCUUAUUGGAGAUUUCAACGAGGUUUUCAGUUCUCCGUACUACCUGGCGCACUCCACACUGUCCUUGAACAAGGCGUAUGUCCUGAACGUCGACCUGAAUUGUGAUGGCACAAAGUACUGUGCAUCCUUCUCUAACAGGCACGUGAACGUGUACACGGAGUCCCUCACAACCUUGUGCAAACUUGAACCUCAUGAGAAGUCUAUUACACAAACAUCAUUCAGUAAAACUGAUCCUCAACUUCUGUUCACUUCGUCCUCCGACUGUACUAUUAAACUCUGGGAUCUCAGGUGCUCAGAAAAAGCAAGUAGAGAAUUUAAGGAUACAUCUGACCACACUAAACACGAAGGUCCGCCCAGGAACCCGGAGAAACCAAUCCUCUGCUUUGAUACAUCCAGGGACUCCAGGGUUGUCUGUGCUGGUACAGAACAGGUUGGACAGGACGCUUAUCUAUUAUUCUGGGAUAUGAGAGCAGGACCUCUGAUGGGAGGAUACUGGGAGUCACAUGAAGACGAUAUUACGUGUAUUAAAUUUCACCCUGAGAAGAAUGACAGUAUGGCGAGUGGUUCAACAGAUGGUCUUGUAAAUGUUUUUGAUCUCAACGAGGGAAAGGAAGAUGAUGCUCUACUAACCUGCCAUAAUACAGAGGAUAGUGUAUCUAGUUUACACUGGUUUAGUAAAAAAAAUAAUCUCAGGUAUCUAGGGAUAGCUACGCAUACUGAGAGUAUACAACUCUGGGAUACUGAUGAUUAUCAACCAUAUCAAACUAUUGCAAGGAGUGAUGUGUGUCAUAGUAUCCGAAGAACUGUUCCUGAGCACUCCUAUAUUGUCGGGAUGCAUGAUCAGGAGGAGCAAGGUUUCCUCGUCCUAGCCGGCUCCAGGUACUCCCUAGACCCUUGUCUCCGUCUCACUACCCUCAAGAAUAAGAAGCUGAAACCGUGUGGAGAUCUGAAGGAUGGAAAGGUUGGAGGAGGGAUAGUUCGGUGCAGUGCUCAGCUUCCAUCCUACUCAGGGUUUAUCACGGGAUCAGAGGGCGGUGUAGUUGCAGUCUGGAGAACAGGAGAUCAACCUGCAGUUCAACAAAUAACAGAAACUUUUAAGAUUAAAAAUAAAAUUUCUAAACGUGAUAAUCCUUAUUAAUUUUUUCAAAG